Ochotona curzoniae (black-lipped pika) is the source of this 3144-nucleotide messenger RNA. It is a transcript of the gene SCFD2, whose product is annotated as sec1 family domain containing 2. The transcript is spliced from 9 exons. The coding region runs from base 53 to 2107 and encodes 684 amino acids. Gene Ontology annotation, biological process: vesicle-mediated transport; intracellular protein transport. The record is from RefSeq and is a predicted model, not a curated record. NCBI's taxonomy places the organism in Eukaryota, Metazoa, Chordata, Mammalia, Lagomorpha, Ochotonidae.
UUGAGAGGAAAGUUUCCCCACCUGUGGUCCCCGAGUCGGCUUCGCCCCGAGGAUGAGUGCCCCGGGCGUGCUGUCCUUCACCCAGCAGGGCUGGGAGCAGGUGCUGGCCAAGGUGAAACGGGCCGUGGUCUACCUGGACGCCGCCUGCGCCGAGAGCCUGCAUUGGGGCUGCGGCCCCUCGCGGCUGCUGGACGCCGUGGGCGCUCCCGCGUGCCACCUGCGGGAGUUCGGGAGCCACGCGGCCGGCGGCGGCGUCCAGCAGCCCAAGGCGGUGUUCGUGCUGAGCUGCCUGCUCAAGGGCCGGACCGUGGAGACGCUGCGAGACAUCGUGCGCCGCAGCCACUUCCAGUACUGUGUGGUGGUCACGGCCGUGAGCCACGCCGUCCACCUCACGGCCAACCACGUGCCGGCCGCGGCGGCCGCCGAGCUGGAAGGGCAACAGCCCGUGUUCGAGCAGUUGGAGGAGAAGCUGUGCGAGUGGAUGGGCAGCAUGAACUACACGGCCGAGGUGCUGCACGCGCCGCUGCUGCUGGCCCCUGUCGCGGCGCACCUGGCCUGCACGCCGGCCUUCGCGUCUCUGUUCCCGCUGCUGCCGCGGGACGUGCGUCUCCUCCACGGUGGCCGAGCGGACAAGAGGAGGCUGGGCAGCCUGGCCGAGCUGGACGCCACCGCCCUGCCGGCCGAGCUGCAGCUGCAGAUCAGGUGCCUGGUGUCCGGCCUCAGCUCGCUGUGUGAGCACCUGGGAGUCCGCGAGGAGUGCUUUGCCGUGGGCAGCAUCAGCCGAAUCAUUGCUGCCGAUCUGGCCAAUUUUGUCCCUGCCAAGAACAGGAGGAAGACUGCCCCGGGCAGGGCGUCCGUGGUCUUUGUGGACAGAACGCUGGAUCUCACAGGUGCUGUGGGACAUCAUGGUGACAACCUGGUGGAGAAGAUCAUCUCUGUGCUUCCCCAGCUCCCUGGCCACACGAAUGAUGUGAUGGUUGACAUGGUGGAGCUCACGUCGCUGCACGCAGCAGGAGAUGGUCAGAACGUGGUUGCGCCAGGCUGCCUUGCACAAGCCGAUGACGCCGCUGCCAGAACCCUGUGGGACACCUUACUGAACACCAGGCACAAAGAGGCAGUGAUGGAAGUGCGGAGACAUCUAGUGGAAGCAGCCAGCAGAGAAAACCUGCCAAUCAAGAUGAGCAUGGGGCGAGUUACUGCUGCGCAGCUCACCGCCUACAUCCAGCUCUUCAAGAACAACAUGCAGGCCAUGAGCAAGCACUGCGGGCUCCUCCAGCUGGGGCUGGCCACGGCACAGACCCUGUCACACCCACACACUGCCAAGUGGGACAAUUUCCUGGCCUUUGAGCGGCUCCUUCUCCAGAGCCUUGGGGAGUCGGCGCCGGCUGCCGUGCUGGACCAGCUGCUGCCCCUGGUGAAGCCAGCCUCCCAGCGGAGCCACGAUGACUACGGCCCCGAGGAGCUGCUCGUCCUCUUCACCUACGUCUACUCCGUCACGGGAGAGCAGGCCGCCGACGGGGCCCUGGAGGAGGCCGAGGAGCGGGUGAAGAAAGCUCUGGCCCAGGCCUUGUGUGAGGAGCCCGAGCUGUCCCCUUUGCUGCAGAAGAUCACAGGCUGCGACUCCCCAGUUAACCUGACACCCCACAAGUCCAAGGCGGCCGUGGACGAGCUCUUCGCCACACUGCGGGACGUGGCCGGGGCACGGCGUCUCAUGAAGCAGUUCAAGUCUGUCCAUGUCCCUGGAAGUCACGCCCAUCAGGCAUCCUACCGGCCGCUGCUGAAGCAGGUGGUGGAGGAGAUCUUCCAUCCCGAGAAGCCGGAUCCCACGGACAUUGAGCACGUGUCAUCGGGCCUCACCGACCUCCUGAAAACGGGGUUCAGCAUGUUCAUGAAGGUGAGCCGGCCACACCCCAACGACCACCCCCUCCUGAUCCUCUUCGUGGUGGGCGGCGUCACAGUCUCCGAGGCCAAAAUGGUCAAAGAUCUGGUGGCGUCCCUGAAGCCCGGACACCAGGUGAUCGUGCUGUCCACUCGGCUCCUGAAGCCUCUGAGCAUUCCUGAGUUGUUGUUCGCAACUGACCGGCUGCACCCAGACCUUGGCUUCUGACCUCUGCAAGGGAGAUGGGGACAGCCCGACACCACCGUCGCCGCUGCUAACUGUGGGCUUGGCCAAAUUUGCUGGAAGCCACGCAGCGAGGGACUUCACUCAGAUGAUUCAUAUUAUAUUAUAAAUUACAACAACAAAAAAGUACUCCUUUUUCCAAAGAUGCCAGGUUGUCCUUCAGCCGCAUUCACUGUCACUCCAUUAUCCUCUGUGAACCUUGCCCACUCCACCUGCGAGGUCCCGACUUCAGUUAGAGUCUGCUUCCCACCGCUGUCUGUACCAGCAGGCGCUCUGGGAGAGUCAGACCUGCUGUAAACCGACUGUGGGCCCAGCCAGCCUCCCCUGCAGCCAGCCCAUGCUGUCACGGGUGGACGGCACAGGCAGGGCCUACCCCUGGGGGCUGAGUCUGCGGGCUGCGCUGGCCCAGCCUGCCCAGCCUGGGCAGGGCCUCCAGGCGCUGAGAGCUGAGCCGGAGACUGGCCUCGCCUGGAGUCCCAAUGCCAGGAGCUCCAGCAGGAGUUGGGGUUCCUGUUGUCCAGGUUGGAACCACGCCUCGGGGCCUUGGUGAUCGGGCCUGUCCAUCGAAGCAUCGCACUUUCUUUUUCCCCACGUCUAAGUCCUCUUCCCACCAAGUGAGACCGCAGAGUGGUUCCAAAGAGAGAGCUGAGCUGGACUGAGACGGUGCAUGGGUGUUCGGUUGGCAAGAGCUUCUGGCACCUCUGAGCGAUGUUGGGCAGCGGUAGACUGGGCUGAAAAAUGGCUUCACUUGUGCGGUCAUGGGCAGAGGAAAUAAAAUGCCAGGCAAAGGACCCACAAGUCUCUGCUUCUAGUUCCCUGAAAAACUUUAUCAUUUCACAAAACAAACAAACAAAAAACCGGGAGGCUGGUCUCUGGGAAGCAUCUGGGAGGGAGCAGGCUCUCACCAACAGCCUUGGCCCUGCCCCGCCCCAUCUUUCUGCAGUGCAGUAGUCCAGACCUCUGAAGCUGCCCCGCUCUGCCCCUCUAAAAGCCUGACUUUUUUAAAAAAAAAAAAAAUUAUU